Molecule: messenger RNA, 440 nt
Organism: Acanthisitta chloris (rifleman)
Lineage: Eukaryota; Metazoa; Chordata; Aves; Passeriformes; Acanthisittidae
Product: zinc finger protein 385C-like
Exons: 2
Cellular component (GO): nucleus
Source: RefSeq, a predicted model, not a curated record
AACCAGGCAGAAGCCCACUACAAGGGCCACAAGCAUGCACGGAGGCUGAAGGCCAUUGAGGCCAUGAAGAACAAGCAGAAGGUGGUGGGGGCUGCGGCAGGGACCCCCAGCCAGGACAGCACAGCUGAGCUGGACCCCAGCCCAGAGGGCUGCGUGGAGCCUGGCAGCACAGUUGACGCCAGCAGCCCACAGGAGCCAGAGGGUGAGGGCAGCAGCCUGGGGCUGGCACCUGGCACCGAGGAAUCGCCCGUGGAGCUGCCAGGCAGUGUCGCCCCCCUGGGCUCCCCUCCAGCCUCCGAGCUGUCGGAGGGCACCUCGGACGCCACCAGCGUGGCCUCCUCGUCCGCCCAGGCAGCAGAGGCACAGGCAGCCGAGUCAGGCAGCAGCAUCAGCUCGGUCCCUGAGAGCGAGAAGGAGGUGAAGAAGAGCAAACAGCACCU